Blepharisma stoltei is the source of this 1294-nucleotide messenger RNA. The record is from the annotation of a GenBank genome assembly. NCBI's taxonomy places the organism in Eukaryota, Ciliophora, Heterotrichea, Heterotrichida, Blepharismidae.
AUGGGAUCAUGUGCAAUGACAAAACAAAAACAAGUGGCUCCUACAAUGAACGAAAUUGAGUCUCAAUUCUCAGACAUAAUAGUCGAGAAAGUCGACAUAUCAACCUUACUCCCCUCCGUGAAUGAACAAAACCAUUAGAAAAUCGCUAUUUUUGCGCAAAAAAACCCACCCUCAGUGAGCGAACAAAAAAUUUUUUAUAGAAAAAAAAAUUGAUAUAUAAGUGAUAAUUUUUAUAAUGAAAUCUCUAAUUAAUUCUGUUUAAUUUUAAACAAAUUGUGUUUUUAAAAAAUAAAUUUUAUAAAUUAAAUUAACAUUUGCUUUCCAAUUUUUGCGAAUUAGGAUUUUUUUUUUAAAUUUCGAAAAAAAAAAUUUUCUAUAAAUUUUAUUAAUAAAUUUUUUUGUUAAAAAACAAUUAAACCCCCUGCGUGAGCAAACAAAAAUUUUUUUGUUCAUUCACGGGGGGAAAUUAGUAAAACCUGAAGAUUUAAAUUUACCAAAGCAUCGCAGCAUUUCUAUCAAUUUUUCUGACAAGUUAAACUAUCAGGAAACCCCUCUUAAAAUUAAACCUCGGCCAGAAAUUGUUCCGAGAUUAGACAUAAAAAAAUUAUUUCCUCAAAAUCAAUUAACUUCUGAAAAAGUUGACCUGAAAAAACAAGCUUGGCAUUCAGGUAAACAGAAAGGUGGAAGACUUCUAUUGAAUACAUCCAAAGACAUUUCCUUCACCUCUGUUGAAAAAUCACCUGUAAAAGUUGAAGAAAGCAAGCCAAAAAAUCUUCUUGAUAUGAUUAAAAACGGUAAAUCAGCUCUGAAUUCUAGAAUACAAACUCCAGAUGAAAACAAUAAUAAUCGUAUGGAUGCCUCACAAGCCAUUUUAGAAAGUAGCUGAGUCACUAGUUCUCCUGAGCUAAAUGAGAUGAAAAUAGAAGAAAAACCUUAUGGGAAAAACGCAUCGUCUGAAAGGAAACUUUUGUCGUUCCCAAGCUUGAAUUAUCAGCAAAGGAGCAGCCUUAAAAUACCUAUAAUUCCGAAUCAAGAUAUAGUAGUGACUGAGGAAAGUGAAAUCAUAUCAGAAGCCAGUGACGAAACACCUAUAAGGCCAGGGCUGCAGACGCCAGGGUCGUUUAUUUCUCUUGGAAUGGAGCCUGGAAAUCACAAAUUAAGGGCAACUCUUUCAAGAAUUUCGACGAUGAAGCCUGAAUUCGACCAAGUGCCUACAGAUUUUAAUUCAAAUGAGCCUAAGCAAGAUAACCUUGUGAUUGAGCGAACUAAACGAAACCUCCUUGCAUCUUUAUAA